AUGUUAAAUGCUAAAGAGGUUGAGCCAAUGGUGUGGCCAUCUCUUGAGGAGGCUAAAGACCUCAUACGCGGUUUUCUUGCCUUGCCGGACUUCGAGAGGAUAAAGAACGAGACGACUCUCGAGUCACACUUGAAGGAGAAGAUAAGGAAGGUUAAAGAGAAAUUGAUGAAGAUGCGUGAGAAGAAAAAAGAGUAUAUGGUUGAUCAAUUGAUGGUGCAAAUAAAUCAUGGUCGUAAAAUUGAUGAUCCUAACUUGCAUGAGAUCCAUGGAUUGCUAUCUUUCUCAAAGGAUAAGAUCAUUCAAUUUAAGAAUAGGCUAGGUAUCACGCAAUAUCCUCCUAUUCGUGAUCCACCGGUGAAUCCAUUUGAUGCGGAAUCCAAUAGCGUUAGAACCAAUACAAAUGAUGUUUUCAUGAUAGGAGGCGGUCAAGACGAUGAGAGAGCGGGGAAUACUUAUGAAGCAUCAAAGAGGAUUAACAUUGGUAAUGCACUAAGGGAUAAUCAAAGUCAUUACUUAAUGGAUCAAUGGGUUUUUGCAUCUUCUGAACCACUUAGCGCUCAAGUCGACCAGACAAUCAAGGUGAAAAUGGGUUCUGACGACGAAAAUCCAUAUCCAAUAAGACAUCUUUCGUACCAAAGAAGCACUAUGGGAGGAACGAAUCUUAUUGGUCCACCAAUGCCAACAUUUUAUGGUUCAGUUGCGUCUGUCUCUCAACUAUUACAACACAAUAACAUGAACAAUAAUCCAACACUAACUAUGAGUCAACCAAGGCAAUACGCAUUUGAGGAGCGACUUAUUAUUAACGAUGAAGAUACACAAUUUCAUCUGAGCACCAACACUAUAUCGUCCAGUAGUGGUCUCCGUCAAGAGUAA
Arabis nemorensis is the source of this 873-nucleotide messenger RNA. The record is from the annotation of a GenBank genome assembly. Lineage: Eukaryota; Viridiplantae; Streptophyta; Magnoliopsida; Brassicales; Brassicaceae.